AUGGGCCUCCGCGGCGGCAAGGACUCACCGCCGCUCAAGGCCGGGGUGGAGGACGCCGUCCGGCGCAGCAUCCAGCGGAUGGAGGGCCUCACGCCCGCGGAGACGGGCUCGUACGUGUCGGGGCCCGGCACGGCGGCGGCGGUGCGGGAGGACGGCUCAAUCGGCUAUGGCGCGUCGGUGGUCGCGUGCGAGGAGUGGCUGCGCCAAUUGCAGACAGUGGAGAGUGCCAGCGAGCCUUCCGCUACUCCAUUCCGCUUCGGUCUCAUGCAAAAAGGCAUCUUGUCGAACGCUGCACCGCUUGCAGCCUUCGCAUCGCGCCGCUGCCGAGGAGCGACUCUUGUCAUGCAUCAGCUCUCCUCAUCGCCCCCGCCCACUUGCCCACCGCCGAUCAAUCAGCUCCAGCCAGAGUGGUUUUCAUCUACGCCUCCCGAGCUGGCCGCACUCAACAAGAGGGUCAUCGAGGAGGCUGAGAAGACGCCCACAAUGAUGGAGCUCGGCGUGCCAGCCUACCGCACGCUCCGGCACGCAGCCUUCAAGCACGGCGACCCGGCACGCUGCGUGGAUGUGAGCCUCGCCGGGCUGGACGGCUCGCCCGAUGUGGCUGCCCGCCUCUUCUUCCCGUCCGCGGCGGCGGAAGCGGCGCCGCGAGGCGCACUGCUGCACCUCCAUGGCGGAGGCUUCGUCAUCGGCUCUGCGAUGGGCCAGAACGACGAGCGGCUGCUGCGGCACGCGGAGGCGUUACAGCCGGAGGACAAGACGACUGACACGCAUCAGGCGUGCGGUCUGACGGUCGUCUCGGUCGACUACCGGCUGAGCCCGGAGCACACCCACCCCGCGGCGCUCGACGACUGCCACGCCGCCGCACUCUGGCUCGACUCGCCCGAGGGCCGCGCCGCAGCGCGGAUCGGACCCGAGGCACCCCUGCUGAUGGGAGGGCCGCCAGCAGAGCUGACGCCGGCGGCGUGGGGCGAGAAGAGACUGGUCGAGACCGCGAAUGAGCUGCGCUGGCUCCGCUCGCAGUUCCGCUCGCAGUACCUCGGCACCGGCUUCGACGCGGCCACAGCGCGGCUGCGCGACCCGGACGUCUCGCCGCUGCACGCCGACCUCGGUGGCAUGCCUCCCGCCCUGCUCAGCCCCAUCCCGCUGCUCAGCGUGGGGACCGAGGACGCUCUCCUCGAGGAUUCCCUCUUCAUGCUCGCAAGCGGCAACCGCGCGGAGCUGCGCGUCUACCCCGGCGCCGCACACGGGAUGGGUCACUUCGGGCCGCACCAGCACACCGAGCAGGGGGAGGGGGCGCUGCGAGCCCUCGAGGCGUGGUACGCGGCGCACUUGCCCUAG
Emiliania huxleyi CCMP1516 is the source of this 1338-nucleotide messenger RNA. RefSeq lists its product as hypothetical. The coding region runs from base 1 to 1338 and encodes 445 amino acids. Lineage: Eukaryota; Haptophyta; Isochrysidales; Noelaerhabdaceae. The record is from RefSeq and is a predicted model, not a curated record. Gene Ontology annotation, molecular function: hydrolase activity. The transcript is spliced from 11 exons.